Messenger RNA from Rana temporaria (common frog), 1847 nucleotides. RefSeq names its product oocyte zinc finger protein XlCOF6.1-like. The coding region runs from base 214 to 1434 and encodes 406 amino acids. The record is from RefSeq and is a predicted model, not a curated record. The transcript is spliced from 2 exons. NCBI's taxonomy places the organism in Eukaryota, Metazoa, Chordata, Amphibia, Anura, Ranidae.
CCCGUCCUCUGUAUUGCCGGGAUUCCACACAGGAAGAUCACACCAUCCCCCACCAUCAUCAGGUAGAUGGAACUAAACAGCUUGAACCUAAAAUAAUUCUAAGCUAUAUGAUGACAUUCUUCUAUGUAACUUUAGGAUGGAGAAGUGAAAGACAUCAAAGUUGAGGGUAAAGAGGAAGAAGAAGAGAGGUUGGUGAGUGGAGAUCAGCAGUCUAUGGAGGAGGGGGAGAUGAUUAUGAAAAAUAAACAGAAGGAAUCUUCUUUACAUAAGGACACAACAGAUGACCAUAAUGUCCGGAAUACGUCUGAGGAAUCUUCUGAUAAAUCACAUACCAGGACUCUAAGAUCUCACAGUAGAAAUACUUUAAUAGAUCCGUCUAUUCCCGAGGAAUCUUCUUUAAACCACAAAGAAGUUCCCUCAGAAGAGAGCUCAUUGUCAUGUUCAGUGUGUGGGAAAUCUUUCUUAGAAAAGAGAGACCUUCUUAAACACCAGCGAAGUCACAGUGUUGAGCGUCCUUAUUCAUGUUCAGAGUGUGGGAAAUGUUUCAUUCAGAAAGGACACUUUAUAACACACCAGAGAAGUCACACGGGUGAGCGUCCGUAUUCAUGUUCAGAGUGCGAAAAAUGUUUUGUUCAGAAAGGAGACCUUCAUAAACAUCAGAGAAUCCACACGGGUGAACGUCCCUUUUCAUGUUCAGAGUGCGGGAAAUGUUUCACUGAGAAAAAAGUCCUCCUUACACACCAAAGAAGUCACACAGGUGAGCGUCCUUACUCGUGUUCAGAGUGCGGGAAACAUUUCAGUGUCAAAGAAAACCUUCUUCAACAUCAGAGAAUUCACACAGGUGAACGUCCCUUUUCAUGUUCAGAGUGCGGAAAAAGUUUCACUCAUAAACACGUACUUCUUACACACGAGAAAAGUCACACUGGUGAGCAUCCCUAUUCAUGUUCAGUGUGUGGGAAGUGUUUCAUUCAGAAAGGAAACUUUCUUACACACCAGAAAAGUCACACAGGCGAGCGUCCUUUUUCUUGUUCAGAGUGUGGGAAAUGUUUUGUUAAGAAAGAAAACCUUGUUAACCAUCAGAGAAUUCACACAGGUGAGCGUCCUUAUUCAUGCUCGGAGUGCGGGAAAUGUUUCAUUCAAAAAGGAAAUCUUCUUACACACCAGAGAAUUCACACCGGGGAGCGUCCUUAUUCAUGUUCAAAGUGCGGGAAAUGUUUCAUUCAGAAAAAUGCACUUGUUAAACACCAAAAGAUGCAUGCAGGUGUACGUCACUAUUCUUGUUCAGAGUGCGGGAAAUGUUUCAUUGAGAAAGGAGACCUUGUUGUCCACCAGAGAAGUCACACGGGUGAGCGUCCUUUCAUAUGUUCAGAGUGCGGGAAAUGUUUUGGUUAUAGAAAAUUCCUUAUUGCACACCAGAGAAGUCACACGAGCUAACAAACUUUUUCAUGUACAGACUGGUGUGUUGGAGGGAACCUAUUCUGAUGUUUUUUUGGAUACUCUUUGGCCUUCUGGAAUUGAAUUAUAGUGAUAUGAUCCACUAAACAUACAGAGAUGACUCGGUCCCGCACUCACACAGACCGCACCAUACAACUAAACUGUGCUAAUACAUGGCCAGAUAUGACAGUAAACGGACAACACUUCUUAUUGGUUGGUAUCAGAUUCUGUACAUGAUUGCUCUUUUUAUGUUGUAGUGAAGAAGCCGGCUUCUCAUUGGUCCAUCCAAUAAUUAAUACAUUUUAUGUGUUUUAGAUAUAUAAGGUUUGAUGUAGAUUCUAGCUUACUUUUUAUUUGUUAAUCAUGAAUUCUGAAUUUCUAAAAUAAAGAAGAAUGCUCCACAUUUUCCAAUA